Messenger RNA from Nothobranchius furzeri (turquoise killifish), 8073 nucleotides. RefSeq names its product transforming growth factor, beta 1a (gene tgfb1a). Gene Ontology annotation, biological process: transforming growth factor beta receptor signaling pathway; regulation of cell population proliferation. The record is from RefSeq and is a predicted model, not a curated record. Gene Ontology annotation, molecular function: growth factor activity; cytokine activity; transforming growth factor beta receptor binding. Gene Ontology annotation, cellular component: extracellular region. NCBI's taxonomy places the organism in Eukaryota, Metazoa, Chordata, Actinopteri, Cyprinodontiformes, Nothobranchiidae.
UGUAGUGGUUUAUUCUGUUCUUGCAGAAUUUGUUUGGUUUAAACUUUGUUCGGUCAGAAAUACUGAAACAAGAAAUGCUUUUUAUUAUUUAACAGCUGAUGACUUAACAGUAGAGAGACAUUUUCUUUUUGCACAUUUUCUAUUGAAUCUUUUUAUUUAUUGAAUUUAUUUAACCUGAUGAGUCUAAAGAGAACUCAUUCUCAUUCACAACGAGGACCUGGCCCAGAGGCAGCAGCAGACAUAGUUAGCUUCACACCAAACAACAACAGAUAAAACAGUCAACGGACUGUUCUCGUAUACAACACGUACGAGCACUCAGAACAGACUAAACAGUCUUUAAUACUCAGAAGCAGGAACACUGAUCAGAAACUAUUGAUCACCAUGAAUGAUUGAAGGUAGAUAAUAGAAUGUAGGUAGGGAGCUUCGGUGGUUCUGCAGCUCAUUCCGGUCGUUGGAAGCAGCAAACUGGAAUGAGGAGCGGCCGAAGGAGGUGCGAGCUUUGGGAGUAACCGUAGUGAUGAAGUUACUGGAACAGGAACGGUGCUGGUUGUUGGGAGUGAUGAUGAUGAGGGAAGAUAUGACGGUUCUACUGAUGAUUGUUGUGUAUAUGAACUGAUACCGAUGUAACAUCCUGCAGGAAUGCUAACGGGAGAUUACAGAUCACAGUGGGUGACAGUAGCACAGGAGGUAAUCGGAAGGUUGCAGGUUCGAGCCCCGCUCGGUUUGUCGCUGUCACUGUAUCGUGUGCUCGACAGCCUCGUUUCUGUCAGUGCGCCCCAAGGCAGCUGUGGCUACAAUGUAGCUUAUCCCCACCAGCGUGUGAAUGGGUGAAUGGCUGAUUGUGUUGUAAAGCACCUUGGGGGGUUCCAGGACUCUAGAAGGUGCUAUAUCAAAUACAGACCAUUCACCGUUUGCCACCAUGAUGAGUGGUGAAAGGGGCACUAGUGACCAAACGGGUUGCUGAGUGAUGAAUGACAUCGAGUUUAUGAAGAAGUUUUUAGGUAGCGGUCCUAUAAACGAUGUCACCGUAAUCUAAGAUGGAAGGAUUGUCAUGUUGACCAAGGGUUGCUUUGCAGAAUGAGUAAAGGAUGACCUGUUGCUAUAGAAACCCAAUUCUUCACUUGACUUUAGAAAGUAAUGAAUUCAUGUGAACGUCAGAUGAAAGUGUGCGGCCAAGCCAGAUACCAGAUGACUGACGAGCUGUAGCUCUGGUAGCAUCCAGGGAAACAAUACUAGGGUGGUAAGGUGAUCGUGGUAAGUUCUGGUUGAAGAUCAUGAACUUUGUUUUACUUGUGUUUAAAUUAAGGUGAAGGUUGGAAAAGGCAUGUUUAAGAUCAUUAAAAAUGGGCCGCAAGGAGGACAAAACUGUUCAAGGAACAACUGCAUGCAUAUAAAAUGGUGUCGUCUGCAUAUAAAUGUAUAUGAGAACUGUCAACAGCAUGAACGAUGUUAUUAAUAUAGAUUCUGAAUAAGGUUGGGCCCGGUAGCGACCCUUGAGGAAGAGGAGCAGGUUGGUAACCCUCUGUUCUCACUGGCGCAUGACCUAAGAUAUAACUUCUGAACCGUACCACGGAUGCCUGAUGGAAACAGGAACUGGUUGUGGAGAGGGAAUCGUUGCAUGUAGCUGAGUCGAGGCCCGAGACCCAGAGACGGGUGAAGCUGUUGCAAAAGCAUGACCAGACUUGAUAAAGUGAUUAUUGAAAGAAUUUACCAUUUUAGUUUCAUCUGAGACAACAAUGCCAACAGAUUGGAUGCAUUUGGCGGGUGUGAGGACUUGUUGGUAUUUUCCAUAGUCUUGACAGUCUUCCAGAACUUUUUGGGGUCAGAACUACUCAUCAGAAACUGGUUCUUAUUAUUCAGAUAUAUUAUUCACAGAUAUUCUUUGAUGUCUUUGCUCUUUGCCAAGAUUGGUGUUUUAGACAAAUUCAAUUCAAUUCAAGUUUGUUUAUAAAGCACCAAAUCAUGCCAAGAGUCAUCUCAAGGACCUUCACACAGUAAACAUUCCAACACAGGUCAAUUCAUUAAGCCAAUCAGAAAAAAGUUUCCUAUAUAAGGAACCCAGCAGGUGGCUUCGAGUCACUGACUAGUGUCAGAGCAAUCCUCAUACUAAGCAAGCAUGCAGCGACAGUGGAGAGAAAAACUCCCUUUUAACAGGAAGAAACCUCCAGAGGAUCCUGGCUCAGCAGCCAUCCUCCACGACUCACUGGGGAUGGAGAAGACAGAGCAGACACACACACACACACACACACAUGCACACACACACACGCACGCGCGCACACACGCACACACACACAUGCACGCACGCACGCACACAGGUUACAUUGUGAUUUCUUAGUAAAUAUUCUAUUUGGUGAGAGAUAAACUUUAUUGUAUUUAUCCUAGUGGAUCUAUAAUUAAACGGGUAAACUAGUAGUAGCACAUCCAACGUCAAAGAGAGUAAAAAGUUAUUAUCAGGAGAGGGAGAAUGUUUAAGUGGUUAGCAGCAGUGUGCUAGACGAUGGCCCCCUCCAUGAGGCCACCACAGCUCAGCAGAACAUCGUUGUAGCUUCUUCUGGGGAGAAAAACACUUAGAGAGAAAAUAAAGUUAACAGCUGAAAUAGCAGAAAAUAAUACAGUUAAAGAGCAGAUAGUAGAAGAAAGUAGUAGAGUGUGAAAAGUGGUCAGUGUAUCCUCCAGCAGUCUAAGCCUAUAGCAGCAUAACUACAGAGAAAACUCUGGAUAAUCUAUCCUAUUUAGUUGGAGGCAUGUUGGAGGCAGGGCAAGGGAGAGCCGUCUUUACCGACUGUAUACUCCACCUCCCUCUACUCCCCCACUUGUCCAGAUCUAGGCUAACAUCAGAUUUUAACCAUAGGCCCUAUCAAAUAAAAAUGUUUUAAGCCUAGUCUUAAAAGUAGACAAGAUGUCUGCCUCACGGACUAAAGCUGGGAGCUGGUUCCACUGGAGAGGAGCCUGAUAGCUAAAAGAUCUGCCUCCCAUCCUAAUUUUAGAUAUUCUGGGAACCACCAGUAGACCUGCAGUCUGAGAGCGAAGUGCUCGGUUAGGAACAUAUGGAACAAUCAGAUGUAUGUAUGUUGGAGCUUGAUUAUUAAGAGCUUUAUAUGUGAGAAGAAGGAUCUUAAAAUCUAUUCUGAAUUUAACAGGUAGCCAAUGUAGGGAAGCUAAGACAGGAGAGAUAUGAUCUCUCUUUUUAAUUCUCAUCAGAACUCUAGCUGCAGCAUUUUGGACAAGCUGAAGACUUUUAACUACAUUCUGUGGACUUCCUGAGAGUAAUGAAUUACAGUAAUCCAGUCUUGAUGUAAUAAAUGCAUGAACUAGUUUUUCAGCAUCACUCCUGGAAAUGAUGCUUCUAAUCUUAGCAAUAUUCCGAAGGUGGAAAAAGGAAAUCCUACAAACCUGUUUAACCUGGGAUUUGAAUGACUUGUCCUGGUCAAAGACAACACCCAGGUUCCUUACUUUGUUCUCGGAGAUUAAUGUAAUGCCAUUCAGGUCAGAUGAUUGGCUAAGCAAUUUCCUUUUCUGGAUUUCUGGUCCAAAGAUGAGAAUUUCCGUCUUGUCUUGAUUUAAAAGCAAAAAGUUUAGAGUCAUCCAAUUUUUAAUGUCCUCAAGACAAGCCUGUAAUCUACCCAACCGAUUAGGUUCAUCAGGGUUAAUGGAUAAAUAUAACUGACUAUCGUCAGCAUAACAGUGGAAGUUUGUCCACAGGAAUCAGUUCUGACAGCUCAGUGUUGAUCCAGGGACUUAAACCAUUUGUCUCCGGUAACGUAGCAGCUUCCUGAUACAAAUUCUGGUUGAUUCCAGUUCAUCUAAGAACUGUGAUUAAUGUAUUCUAAAAUCGGAGCUCAUCAAGGACCCAGAAAAACGUUGGAUCUUUUAUUUCUGCUUGUGGAGCAGCCACGGAUCAGGAUGCCGGACCCGUGGAUAAACUGAGCGAUUCCGACCAGCAGGUGAGACGUGGACUUGUCUCUAAAAUGCUUCAUCUUCCACAUUUUGUGCCCAUUUGUUGUUGUACCACUUAUGGCCACCAGGUGGUGGUAAGUGCUCAUCAAAACUGACGAGGUCUUUCAUUGUUCACAUCUAGUAAUUCCCCUUCUUGUUCUCAGUAUGUUAUCAAUGACCCUGAUCAGAGAUGAACACAGACGUAGACGGGCUCGUCCUCUGAAUAAACACCGAUGUCUGCUGGGCUCUUAGGGGAAUUCUGGGCUCCUAGUUUCCCACGUUGAAUAACUAAUUCUUUAUAAACAACAAUAGACAACCAAUGGAAACGCACACAGAGCAGAAAUCCCCAACCCAAACACCGCUUUGGCCGUUUGCUGUCUUUACUUCCCCGUUGAAUCAUCCUUCAGACAGGACUCACGGUUUGUUUUAGUCUCUUCUUCCUUUUCAAAAUACACAAUCCAACCUCUAAAACAGCAUUCAGACUUGGGACGGCACCACACAGCCCUACCCUGAUGGAGCUCCAUCCCUUGAAACUCACAACUCUAUUUUUAGACCUGCUGGUCUCUCACUUCUCUGGCCUGGCAGGCGCACACCUUCACAGCCACCAGGUAAAUGUGGCAUUCAGCUGGUGAGGCACUUGUGCCAUGGCGGGCUUUGUUGCUGCCUCUGUAGACCGGGUCAUGAAGGAGCUGGACCAGAUCAAGUCCGUUCAUAUUCGGCUUGUUGGUUCCUAAAGUGGACUGAAGCAAGGCACCAGAGGCGUUUAACAGCAGAUGUUUUGCACUGCAGCCGUUAGCUUCAUUUCCUGGGCGGAGAGCUUCUCGCUCUAUUAGACGACUAACAGGAACAAGAAAAAAAAGAAGAGUUAGAGGGGGGCGGGUGUGCGAGUUAUCUGAGCCUAGAGCUCCCCACAAGUCACUUGGUGAACAGCAAGCUCUGACAGGCAGCAGCAGAGACGAAGCGGGAGUCCAGGAGAGAGCCGGAGCUGGGGAGGGCAGAAACAAGGUGAUACCGAUGGAUGGGUAGAGGGGGAGAAGAGGAUAAACACAGGACUGCUGUCCAGUUCCCCAAAGAGCACAGGCUGAUCGGGACACUUCCUUCUGCUACUGCUGGUCUGGAUGGUUCCUCUCACGUGAAGAGAAGGUGUGUGAGGUUUCUUGAGUCUGACAUUUUAAAGCUUUGAUAGCAGGCGCCGGCUUUAUCCCUGAUUUGGUACAAAGGGAGAUUGGACUUCUGCGUUGUCAUGUUUGAGAAUGAGGCAGCUGGUGGCGUGAGUCGGAGGUGUUGAAAGUAGUUUCUGCUUUGAUGCAGCUGCGCAAAGAUCACAUGUUGUUAUUGGUAAAAAGAAAAGGUAGUCAGAGUCGAGGACAGAUCAGGUUUUCCACACGCUUCUCUGUUGGAGAGGUUUGGGACUGUUACAGGUACUAUUUUUAAGUUCAGCUGCACAUCCUGUUUCCUGCUGGAGACCCGCCGUAGUCCUUUCGUCCAAUCACACUUAAACUAGGAAUAAUUACAGAUCAGAAGCUUGAUUUUGUCUGGAUGGUGUGUUUGGUGUAGUUCUGGAGGACCUUGUGGUUCAAACAGAACAGGAAGCGGUGACAGGUUAAACGCCCAAGGCCUAGAAAAUAAGAGUUGUGUUUGCCAGCACCAGUCAUCGUUUUGCUGAUUGGGCCACAGCUUGCCUGCAGGGACGUGUAAUAAGAGAGUGCUGGUCGUGCAGAAGCGGGCGGACACGUGGAGACACAUAAACUGGCUCAGAAUUGAACGUUGCAGGUGGAGGCGUGGAAAUCUCAGGUUAUUUCUGGACCGAUCAGCUCUAGAAGACAUCUGUAGCGCGAUGGGCCGGUUCUAGUGCUCUGGGGCAUCGUGGGACAUCAGAGGCUGGACACGUUUAGGUUCUGCCCACGCUGAGUUAGGUGGUUUCACAGCAGAGGCACCUGUAGUUGGGUACUCUCUGGACUCUCCACACUGCUGCAGUUGUGUGUAAACACCUUGCGUCAGUCACACCUCUUCACUGGGUGAUUCACCAAGCACCCCCCGGCUGGCACAGACAGAAAAGGUGAGGGAGAAUUUACUCAGAACCAGAGUGCAGAGAGCGGCGCUGAGCUGUCGAGCUGUCAGGAUGAAGCUGGGAUUCCUGCUGCUGAUGGCGCUGCACAUGCUGAGCAGCGUGAACAGCAUGUCCACCUGUAAGACUCUGGACCUGGAGAUAGUGAGGCAAAAACGCAUCGAGGCUAUCCGGAGCCAAAUCCUCAGCAAACUUCGCCUGCCUAAAGCCCCUGAGCCAGAUGAGUCUGGAAACAAGGAGGAGAUCCCGUCCUCCCUGCUCUCGCUCUACAACAGCACCAAGGACAUGCUGAAGGAGCAGCAGAUCGAGGUCCAGAAAACCAUCUCACUAGAACAAGAGGAGGAGGAGUACUUCGCCAAGGUGCUGAACAAGUUCAACAUAACCAGUAAAAAUCAUACGGACAACUCCAAAACGCUGUUCUUCAACACCUCCUCCAUAAAGACCAGCGUGGGGGAUGCGAGCCUGCUGACGAGCGCAGAGCUGCGGAUGCUCAUCAAGAACCCCAGGAUCGCCUCCGAGCAGCGGGUGGAGUUGUACUACAGCUCGGGAUCCUCCGUUCGUUACCACACCUCCCGCUUCAUCACCAACUCACUCAGAGACAAGUGGCUCUCCUUUGACGUCACUGAACCCCUGCAGAGGUGGCUCCAGGAGCCAGAGGACGAGCAGAGCUUUCAGCUGCGUGUCUUCUGUGAAUGCGGCCAGCCCAGCAGCAGCUUCAGCUUUUCCAUCUCUGGGACAGAAAACAGCAGAGGAGACACGGCAAUUCUGAAGUCGAUGACGGAGCAGCCGCCCUACAUCCUGACCAUGUCCAUCCCCCAGAACAUGAGCAGCCACGUCACCUCACGCAAGAAACGGUCCACCUCCGACCAGGAAACCUGCACAGCCCAAACGGAGGCCUGCUGCGUCCGAAGCCUCUACAUUGACUUCAGGAAGGACCUGGGCUGGAAGUGGAUCCAUAAGCCCACGGGCUACCACGCUAACUACUGCAUGGGCUCCUGCACUUACAUCUGGAAUGCUGAGAACAAAUAUUCCCAGAUCUUAGCUCUGUAUAAGCAUCACAACCCCGGAGCGUCGGCCCAGCCGUGCUGCGUCCCGCAGACCCUGGAGCCUCUACCGAUCCUCUACUACGUGGGCCGGCAGCACAGGGUGGACCAGCUGUCCAACAUGAUCGUGAAGUCCUGCAAGUGUAGCUAAAGAUGCACCAAAGCAGCGCACAGCCUCUUCUGUAAACAGACGGGACGGAGGACGUUUGCUCUGGUCCUACAGAAGGGACGUGUGGACAAAGUGGGACAAAAGUCAUUUUAAACGGAUCUCCAACUUUUCUUCUGCAUGCUCAACCCCGAUCACGGUGGAUGCGUAUAAAACCACGGACCUUCUCCUGUAAACGAUGUUGGUGAUAGUUGUUUUGUUCAUGUUACCAAAUAUCUGCCUGAAAAUAAUUUAUUUGUUUAACGGACAGAUGAGACAUCAAACUCAGUUUGAUACAGAAGACUGAAACAAGUUCUUAUCAUUAAAAGGACACGAGGACCAAAAUGGCCUUGAUGGAAGAACUUGUGAGAUCCUUUCUGCUUCCUAAGGAGCCGUUAGAUAAACGCCAUGAAUCCCACUGUGGUUGAGUUGGGUUUUCCUAGGAGAACGUGCUGCAGGUGCUUCAGGACUAAAGACAGAAGAAGAAAAGAGCCAGAGGAACUGUCCAACUCGGGAAAAGUCGCUUCGACUGAACGCCUGGACACCGCACGUUUGUGUGUUCUUUUUACUUCCUGGUUGGUGACAUCAGCUGUGGUGGUGACACCAGCCAGCAUGUGAACUUCGGAUGUUGGUCCUAGGGAAACCAUUAAGGCUUUCCAACCAUCGCCACAGGAAACGACUGCCUUAUCCUUCACCCACUCUGACACAGAGGCUUUCGUUUAAUCUCAGAUGCUGUUUUAUUCCAGAUUUGACUCCACAACUCACUUCAGCAAUAAAAUCCACACAUUUUGUAAGUUUUUCUAUUUUUGUAGCACUGAAAUGUGUUUGUAAAUAAUAAAAAUGAUAAAAUAAACUUAAAUUAUGGCAUCAGUGUGGAAAAA